Messenger RNA from Ctenocephalides felis (cat flea), 837 nucleotides. RefSeq lists its product as uncharacterized. The record is from RefSeq and is a predicted model, not a curated record. Lineage: Eukaryota; Metazoa; Arthropoda; Insecta; Siphonaptera; Pulicidae. The transcript is spliced from 2 exons. The coding region runs from base 1 to 837 and encodes 278 amino acids.
AUGGAAUCCGGACAAUACGGACAAGAAGGCGGACGGCCGCCCGAUUGUUCAACAAAGUGUUCGGUAAUCGGUGAAACAAUUGCAACGGCAAUGAAUACGAUAAAUGAUAGUUUUGAUAAUGAAAUGUUAAUGAGUGAAAUUAGUGAAGAAGAAUUAGAAGUACAUUAUAAUUCAAACAAAAAUCCUAGUAGCAUCAUGAGUGAGGUAGAUGUAAUUAAGAACAGAUUAUUACAUAAGUAUAAAAAACAUACCAGAAUUUCUGCAAUAUCAGAUAGUAAAGAUAAAAAGAACAUAAUUGGCAAAAGUGCAACCAAACUUAGAAGAACCGAAAAUAUUAUACAUACUGUUGGAAAUAAUAACAAUGACACGGCGUCUAAGAUAACAAAUAAUAGUGAUAUUUCAAAUUAUAAUAAUAGUAAUGGAACAAGUAAUGAAAGAAAUACUAUGGUAUCGAAUAUUGUAAAUAUCAAUCAGAAUACUGAAGCAAAUCGGAACAGUCAAGAAUUAAGUAGCGUUAUGCAAUUUGAUGAGUGCGAUAAGGAUUUAAGUGAAACAACAACUUAUGCAAACAACGAAGAAAUGACCAAUGAAAAUAUUAGUGCGGGGUCGAGUAAUACCGAAAUAAAUGAUCAGAAUGAUAAAAUGUUGCAUGACUUUCAUGAGUUAGAUAACGUAAUGCAAUUUGAUAAUUGUGGUGAGGACUCGAGUAAAAUAACAAAACAUAAUGACAAAGAAAACGAAAUGAUGCCCGACAAUUACGAACAGGAUAAAGUACGAUAUGACAGUUACGAUAAAGGACCAUAUAUAAUAUACGUAGAAUCUUAUAAUAAAACAUAG